GGUUUACCUACCCCUACUUUUUACCCUUUCCCCUUCAAAAUUUCUCCCCCCUGCUUUACGUAAUUACGUGAGAGGUUCACGGUCAAAAAACCUGAUGGAUUUGGAGUCGAUAAAGAGAUUGCUGGAGGGAGAAGGGGAGGAACAUGAAUCUCCCGCGGUGGUAGAUUCCAUGCCCUUAAGAUUUAUUGAGCCAUUGAUCUCCCAUGGAUUGAAGAUCCAGAUUGUCCAGCCCGAUCGCCUCCUCUGCUCAUUCAAAGUCCCCCCACGCAUUGUGGAGCAUUCCAACGGUUCAUUGCACGACGGAGUGAUUGCGGCGCUGGUGGACGUUAUCGGUGCGGCGGCCGUGUUCGUCGGUGGUGCUCCGGCGACCGGCGUCUCCGUUGAUAUCAAUGUGUCUUAUGUCGGUGCUGCUUAUGCUGGUGUACGUGUUUCUAUCUAUCUUCAAUCAGCUGAUUCAGUGAUUCACCACAAAAAAGACGAAAUUGAGAUAGAUGCAAAGGUAUUAGGCAUAAAGAAUGCGAUCGCUGUAGUGAGUGUUGAAUUAAGGAACACUAAGACAGGAAAGGUUAUCGCACAAGGGCGUCACUCCAAAUACUGGGGUUUUCAACAACUUAAAAGUAAGAUUUGAAGCUAUCAGCACCAUUUAUGGAUCAAUUCAUGGACCUCUAUGCAGAAGUUAUCUGAGGACCACCAGUUCAUUUUUAUGACAUAUAAUACCUUGUUUUGGCUUUGCUUGGUUACCAUGUAUCAUGUAUGAGCCAUUAGUUGGUUGUAUUGGUUUAUGCCAAUUAGUGUGUGAUAAUUACAAUUAUUAUAGUUAUAAUUACAUGCACUUAUUUGAUUUCAUCAUGUAUUGGAGCAUACAAACGGCUCUGUGUCUAUUUUUAACGCUCGCGAUCGGAUCAAUAAUAGUUGUCUGGAGGUUGUCUUGCAUGUUUUUUUAUAUCAAUAUAAGCCGUUUAUAAUAUAAAAA
This is a messenger RNA of Cuscuta epithymum, 973 nucleotides long. The record is from the annotation of a GenBank genome assembly. Lineage: Eukaryota; Viridiplantae; Streptophyta; Magnoliopsida; Solanales; Convolvulaceae.